AUGCCUCUUCUCAGGAUAAUAAAACAACAGUCAGAGAUUCUUUGGGACCUGUUUGUAUCAGAACGGAAAGCUGGUCUGAAGAGUAUUGUGUGCCUGAUUUCACUUUGCCUUCUGAUGGGGCUGGGGGCCAGUGGCAUUCUCUAUAUAUCUUUACGAGCAUUAUACUGCAGCCUCAAAGUGAGUCUGACAGUGUGUGGAAUCUUUACUGCCAUCAUUCCUGGAGCUUUGUUUCUCUCAAAGCACCUCAGAUGUUUUAUACUAAUCAUCCUCAUCUCCUGUGGAACACAACAAGGACGGAACGCUCUGAUCACAGCUGGCACCGGUGUGGUGCUCUUCAACUGUGCCCAAAACAGCUUUCAUAACUUAAAAGGGUUGUCACAAUGCAUCAUCUGUUACUUGAAUCAUACCGUGUCGUCUAUCAACGAUCUUCUACAAAGAUAUAUUGACGUCAUUCGGUGGUUGCCCAACUUUCUAAGUCAGAAAAGUGAAGUGAUAAUUACUUCCACUGAUGUAAAAGAUAGAAUAGAUGAAGAGCUACAAGCCUACCUUGAUGAAACGAGACAUCAUUUGGAGAAUCUCAGCUGUAGCAUCAUAUCAACAUUUGACAGAGUCCUCAUGGUUUCCAAAAGUAUAAUGGUUGCAUUUGGUCUUUUGUUGGUUUUAAUAGCCAGUGGGCUGUAUAUUAGGAAGUAUGUGCGCAAUACAGAUUUUGAAAAUGUAUUUAUCACCAAGCAGUUUGUAGAGCUGGAUGAAAGGAGAAGUAAACAAGGGAAAGCUGCUCUACUUCCACUGACAAAAGAAGAGAGAAAACAUUUAAUUAAGAUCCCAUCUCUGAAAUUAAUGGAAAAGGAACGGAAAAACACUGUGAAAUUCUUUACUCCUAUUUUGGCAAACCUGCUUUUUUGGGGAAUGAAUAUAUUGAUUGAUUAUGGACUGUAUCUGCUCAUUUCUUCAAUAAGAAUACAUUUUGUGUCUCUGCCUACUAUGGACCUUAAUUUGUUCACAAACGCAAGAAUUUCCUAUAAAACACCAUUGUUUCCGAGUGAUUGCUUUCCUGAACCAACUUUUACAAUUAAUGACAUGUGGAUCCCACUCACUACAAUAACUUCAGCCCUUGUGUUACUCACUUUGCUUUCUGCCAAAAUUGCAACAUUGAAAAUAUUGAUCUUGUCAUCAUUUUACCCAGAAGCUCAAAGGGAUCGUGCAUAUUUUUUGCAUGAAGCGAUAAUCAAGAAAAGAUCUUCAGAAAGAUUAAAAUUCAAGACCAAGAAGUCUUUGAAUGGAGUGGUUAACUCGCCUAGUAGUUUGUCCGAUCGAAUCGCCUCUGGAAUGCAGUCCCUUACACUUGGCUUUAAAUAA
Hemiscyllium ocellatum (epaulette shark) is the source of this 1359-nucleotide messenger RNA. Its product is annotated as dendritic cell-specific transmembrane protein-like. The transcript has 3 exons. The coding region runs from base 1 to 1359 and encodes 452 amino acids. The record is from RefSeq and is a predicted model, not a curated record. Gene Ontology annotation, cellular component: membrane. Lineage: Eukaryota; Metazoa; Chordata; Chondrichthyes; Orectolobiformes; Hemiscylliidae.